Molecule: messenger RNA, 1730 nt
Organism: Myxozyma melibiosi
Lineage: Eukaryota; Fungi; Ascomycota; Lipomycetes; Lipomycetales; Lipomycetaceae
Exons: 4
Coding region: 60-1700 (546 amino acids)
Cellular component (GO): cytosol; TTT Hsp90 cochaperone complex; nucleus
Source: RefSeq, a predicted model, not a curated record
CUUCCGUCAGGCGAAAGAGAAAGUACGCGCAUGCUGAGGCACUCGCAACGCGCUGAACUAUGGAUAUUCUCGAGACGAGACUUGGAAGCGUGGAGUACAGUGCACUGACCGAGAGGGACAAAUCACAGAUCCAGCAGCUCUUGCACGAAACCUCGCCAGACAAAAUCCUGCCGCUCGAGCAAAUCAGUACAAUCUCGAUUGAUAGCGACAAAGUACUUCGUGCCAUCGCCUCAAAGGCUCGAGUGAUCACUUCCAUAUACAUUCACAUCGCCAGCGCACCCACCGACCAGAUCGAUCUUGACGCGUGGAUAGUUUACUCUAGAAAACUUGUGCCGCUGAUUUGCCGGCUUCUACGUCCACUCCCGGAGAAGUGGAUAACUGCAGAGGACGCGUAUGUCGAGACAAAGACUCGCUGGAAGCAGCAGCAGGAAUUCAAGGCCACCGCUACGGUACUCCUGAGAUCUCUCAAAGAAGUUCUGAGCUUUCUGCCUGACUUGCAGGACAUUGAUCUGCGCGAACUAGUCCAGUCAUUAGCGACCUACACACUCAACGACGAUCCCUGGUGCACCACAGACUCGACCGACCUAGCAACCGCGCUCCUGAACACGUACAGCCAGAGCUUUGACUACCCUGAUAUCGGCCACGCAAUCUUGAGCGAAACAGUCAGACCUGUAUUUGAGCACUCGAGAAAAAAACAGGUUACCUCCGUCGGCACCCUCUCGGCUUCGCGGGACCACGAGCUCGAGUCGUCUUUCGACACCGAUGAGGCAAAGGUAUGGUCUGUUCUGCGGCCUGAGGCGGCCACGCUUGUCCUCUUCGUUCUAAGCCACGUUAAAGACGACCGUUUCACCACCACAAACUGGGGCCUAAUCGUCCCCCCAACCCUCUCAAUCCUAGACGACGCCAACCCGAUCUACAAAACGCGCGGCUGCCAAAUCCUGCAUCUCCUGCUCGCCCAAACUCCUCCCCAAUUCAUCCUCAUCCGCGGCCUCACCGUGCUCUUCUGGGACUCGCUCACCGCAUGCCUGGCUUAUCUUCCCCUCGGCACAUCCGCCAUCUCUCUCCCCGAAUCUCUAAAGCUCCUCGACGAAGCAUACGAUACACUUCUCGCCCUCUCCUCCAUCCGCGCACAAGACGUCGGCUCCAAACGCGCUUCCACCACCGCUGCUCACACCCCCGAUCCAAGCGCGACCCGCGCCUACAACCAAAAGCACGCGCGCUACCUAAGCGAGAUCCUCGUCACCGGCAUCUACCACUCCCUCUCCCUCUGCGGCGAGAAGGUUGAGGUAUCCGAGCUGCUCGUGCGCAAACUCGGCGCGAUCGCGGCCGCAAUGGACGUUUAUUUCGUGCUGCACUUGCAGACAAGCACAAAGUUGCUCGUCGACAUUCUCUCUGAUCCGUUCGCUACGCUGUAUACCCCUCUGCUGUUCACGACGCUGGACGCGCUCGACGUUAUAAUCGAAAUAACAGUCCCUCGCAUAUCCACAUACCGCUUCCAGCUCUUGAAAGGGCUGCUGGUGUGCUGGAAACAAGCAUGCGAGUCUGAAGACGGCGGCGAGGACAUGGCGGAGCUGAAGAGCAGGUUGAAGAAUACAGUGGCUCUGCUCAAGGCGAAGACUGCAUCAGCGGAGGUGGAUAGUUGGCAGGACACGGUAGCUGCGGUGAAUGACUUGGGUAGUGCGUACCGGGGUUUACUGUAGACAAACGUACAUAGACUACUGUAUCAUAGG